Messenger RNA from Tricharina praecox, 1581 nucleotides. Its product is annotated as DNA glycosylase. Gene Ontology annotation, molecular function: 8-oxo-7,8-dihydroguanine DNA N-glycosylase activity; damaged DNA binding. The record is from RefSeq and is a predicted model, not a curated record. The transcript is spliced from 5 exons. Gene Ontology annotation, biological process: nucleotide-excision repair; base-excision repair; base-excision repair, AP site formation. Gene Ontology annotation, cellular component: nucleus. Lineage: Eukaryota; Fungi; Ascomycota; Pezizomycetes; Pezizales; Pyronemataceae. The coding region runs from base 146 to 1444 and encodes 432 amino acids.
GACUACGCCAGUAACAGUCCGAGACACGGCACACGCACCCAAGCCUUUUCUCGCGUCGCCCCUUUCACUAGGUAUACUAUACACGUCCUCCCCGGAUCCUCCCCACGAAGACGAAAAGCUCCUCACCAACAUCACCAACACAACAAUGUCCGCCUCUUCACCCGCAGUAUGGAAGUCAAUUCCCGUACCACUGAGCGAACUAUGCAUCUCGACUGUCCUGCGCUGUGGGCAGUCAUUCAGAUGGCGACAAUCGGGCGAUGAAUGGACCUGCGCGCUCCGGGGGCGAAUCCUGACGCUGCGGCAAGACGCGACGCACCUUCACUACCGGAGCAUCUUCCCCGCAUCCUCCUCCGCCUCCUCCUCCUUCUCCUCCUCUUCCGAUGACGACGACACAGCCGAGCUCCUGCACGACUACUUCAACCUCUCGCACUCUCUCUCUACACUGUACACGCAGUGGUCUCGCUCCGACCCAAACUUCCUAUCAAAAUCCGCGCGCCUCUCGGGCGUGCGCAUGCUGCGACAGGACCCGUGGGAAACCGUGGUAUCGUUCAUCUGCAGCAGCAACAACAACAUCGCGCGGAUCAGUGGUAUGGUAUGGAGCCUGUGCGGUGCGUGGGGGGAGGCGCUGGGGGAGGCGGGCGGCGUCGUGUAUCACGACUUCCCCCCGCCUGGCAAGCUCACCGGUGACGGUGUGGAAAAAAUGCUGAGGGAGCUGGGGUUCGGGUAUAGGGCGAGGUAUAUCGCCGCUACUGCGAAGAUUGUGGAUGAGCGCGGGGUGGGGUGGCUCGAAGGGCUGAGGAGGGAGGGGUAUAGGGACGCCCAUGAGGCCCUGUUGGAGCUGCCUGGCGUGGGACCUAAGGUUGCGGAUUGCGUGUGUCUCAUGAGUCUGGAUAAGGCGGAGGCGGUGCCGGUGGACACCCACGUCCUGCAGAUCGCGCAGAAAGACUACGGCUUCGGCAAGACGAAGAACAAGUCGCUGACCAAAGCGGUCUACGACGAGAUUGGAGAUCAUUUUCGGAAGCUGUGGGGGAAGGAGGCCGGGUGGGCGCAUUCGGUGCUGUUCACCGCCGAUUUGAGCGCGUUUAAGGAGACGAAGGUCAAGGUCAAGAAGGAAACUAAGGUCAAGAAGGAAACUAAGGUCAAGAAGAUCACGAAGCGGCAAGCAGCGGCUCUAAAAAAGGAGGCGCUUGAGAAAGCGUACUCGGUUUGUAUCAAGAAGGAGGAAGAGCAGAGUCGGGGGUUGAAGAGGGUAAAGGCCGAGGUAUCUCCGGAGGAGGAGGAGGAGGAGGAGGAGGAGGAGGAGGAAACUGUCACCAAGAAAAAGGUCAAGGUAGAGGUCAAGCUGGAGGAGGCAGUGGAAGGUGCAGAGCUGUUUUCGCUGGCGGAAAGGGUCAAAACGAGGACUAGAAGUCGGCCGUUGCCGGCGGGGAGAAGGGGGAUUUAGAUACCUAGGAUCAUCUGCGAUUUACUACCUAUACACACAUAACGGUCCCGGUUUGCGAGGGAGUGGGAGAGUGAAACAAUGUGGGGACUAGGCACUGAGGUAAGAAGGCGAACCAGUCUCUGGCUUUCUAUUUCCUC